This is a messenger RNA of Trypanosoma theileri, 312 nucleotides long. Its product is annotated as putative glycerate kinase. NCBI's taxonomy places the organism in Eukaryota, Euglenozoa, Kinetoplastea, Trypanosomatida, Trypanosomatidae. The record is from RefSeq and is a predicted model, not a curated record. The transcript has a single exon. The coding region runs from base 1 to 312 and encodes 103 amino acids.
AUGCUGCGGGAUGUGGUGGUGGUGUGCGGCCGAAUGUCGUACUCGGGCGGUGAGGAGGUGCGGCGGUUGCUGCUCACGCACAUGCAGACAACGGGUGGUCCGGCUGAGCGGGAGGUGUGCGCUGAGGCCAUUCCCCGUGUGCAUCUCCUCUCCCUCACACCACGACACUUCCCGGUGAAGGAGGCUUUGGGAAAUGCUGGUGUGUGUGUGGGGAAGUUGAUGCUGCAGUUCCUUGUGGACCCAGACUUUGAAAAGAAGGAGAAGAGUGGUGCUGCUUCCGCGGUGGAGAGAAAGAUGCGCGCCAAGAUGUAG